AUGGAAUUCGCCGAACUCAUACUGACGCCCAAGCUGGAUGGCGUCCUGCUGUACGAUCAGUUAAGCGAUCGGCCAAUCGAUGGUACGCUUUGCAUCACAGGACAUCAUUUGAUCCUAAGCACGAGGAAAGAAGGCGCUCAAGAACUGUGGCUGCUGCACCAAAACAUUGACCUAGUCGAACGGAAGCCUAAUAUCGUUAACAACAUCCUCGAGGGCGGUACCAUCAUACUGAAAUGCAAAGAUCUGCGUAUCAUUGCGCUGAAAAUUUCAUCCCCGCAGGAAUACUUCAAUAUUUCCAACUCGAUCGAACAGUUGUCCAACUUGGAGGAGACGCGAAUGCUUUACCCAUUCUUUUACAUUCCGAUGUACAACAUCCUCGAGGAUGGUUACUCACUGUACCGGCCUGAGCAAGAGUUUGGCAAAUUAUUGGCGAACGGUGAUGAGUGGCGCCUGACGACGGUAAACAGCGCGUACCAGGUCUGUCCUACGUAUGGGGCCAAGCUCGUGGUGGCCCGCACCAUAACCGACGAACAGAUCAUCCAAUCGGCCGCCUUUCGCGAUGGUGGCAGGUUUCCGGUGCUUUCCUACCGGCACGCAAACGGUGCGGCCAUGUUGCGCAGUGCACAGCCGCUAGCUGCUCCGGGCGUUACAAAGCGUUGCCGGGCGGAUGAAGCCAUCCUGAAUGCGGUGCUGGGUCGAAGCAAGAAGGGCUUUAUAUUUGACACAUGGGCCAAGGGUAAGAGCAGCACGACGGAAACGGAUCAGCAUUAUUCGCAGUGGAAGAAGGUCACGCGACCAAUCGGUCAGUUCAGUUCCGUGUCGGCGUUGUUAGAUAGUUUUAUCAAAUUGAUGGAAGCUUGCAAUGAUGUGCAGUGCAGCUCGGACAAGUGGUUAUCGCGGCUGGAAAUGUCCAGCUGGCUCGGGUUUGUGCUGAACGCGCUGAAUGCGGCUUGUGUGGUGGCACAGUGUCUCGACCAGGAGGGUAGCCCGGUGCUGGUGCACGGCGGAAAAGGUCUUGAUACAACGCUCGUCGUAACGUCGCUGGUGCAAAUCAUACUUAAUCCUGACAGUCGUACCAUCCGAGGACUUCAGGCGCUCAUCGAUCGAGAGUGGCUGCAGGGUGGUUAUCCAUUUUCCACUCGCCACAAACAUUCCUGCUACACGCCGACAAAUCAGCGACGAAAAAGUUCUAGCGCAACGUUCCUGCUGUUUCUCGACUGCCUGUAUCAGCUGUAUGCACAGUUUCCCUGCAGUUUCGAAUAUGACCAUCGGUUGCUGGUGACAAUGUUCGAGCACAGCUACUUCAGCCAGUACGGUACGUUUUUGGGUGAUUGUGAGCGGGAUCGAGUACAGCUGAAAGUUACCACGCGUACGACAAGCCUGUGGUCGCACCUGAACCGACCGGAGGUUGUAAAGUCCCUGCUAAAUCCAAUGUACGAACCGAAUCCCGCCGUCAUAUGGCCAUCGGUGGCACCUAUCAGUAUUGUGCUGUGGUCUGAACUGUACACGCGCUGGUCGAUUGAUCAGUCCCAGCUGAAGAUAAACUUUGGCCACAUUCAAGCGCUGGUCAGUCGGGAAAAGGAUUUGCGCAGCAGGGUGGUGAAGUUGCGCCGUCAGCUUGCGGAACUGCAGCGAGAGUAUCAGAUAGUACGGAGUGAAAAAAAUGGCAACAACAGUGAUGAACUACACCGACACGCAGAAAUGGACGACCCGGGAGACGAUGGUGACGAAGAAAGUGUAUCGUCCGAUGCACUAGGUUCGAGUAAGUAG
Anopheles marshallii is the source of this 1770-nucleotide messenger RNA. RefSeq names its product myotubularin-related protein 9. Gene Ontology annotation, biological process: negative regulation of autophagy. Bases 1 to 1770 code for a protein of 589 amino acids. The transcript has 3 exons. Lineage: Eukaryota; Metazoa; Arthropoda; Insecta; Diptera; Culicidae. The record is from RefSeq and is a predicted model, not a curated record.